AUGGAAAAAUCUUCAUACGCCAAUUUAUCAGCAUCAUCAAUUGCCAAUAAUGGUCCUAUUUCAAUUUUAUCAUAUUGUGCUUCAUCAAUCUUGAUGACUGUCACUAACAAAUAUGUUUUAUCAGGAUAUUCAUUCAAUUUGAAUUUCUUCCUUUUAGCUGUUCAAUCUAUUGUUUGUAUUGCUUGUAUUGGAUCAUUAAAAGCUUUUGGUGUUAUUACUUACAGACAAUUCAAUAGUGAUGAAGCUAAAAAAUGGUCUCCAAUUGCUUUCCUUUUAGCUGCUAUGAUCUAUACUGGUUCAAAAGCUUUACAAUUUUUAAGUAUCCCUGUUUAUACUAUUUUCAAAAAUUUAACCAUUAUCUUAAUUGCUUAUGGUGAAGUUAUUUGGUUCGGUGGUAAAGUCACUUCAAUGGCUUUAGGUUCAUUUUUAUUAAUGGUUUUCUCAUCAUUAAUUGCUUACUAUGGUGAUUCUCAAGAUCCAAGUGCUGUUGAUAAUUAUGAAGUUUAUUUAGGUUACAUUUGGAUGUUAACUAAUUGUUUUGCUUCUGCUUCUUUUGUCUUAAUUAUGAGAAAAAGAAUAAAAUUAACUAACUUCAAAGAUUUCGAUACUAUGUAUUACAAUAACUUAUUAUCAAUUCCAAUUUUAUUGAUUUCUUCUUUCAUUUUUGAAGAUUGGUCUGCUAUUAAUGUUGAAAAGAACUUCCCAGCUGAUAAUAGAACUGCUACUGUUAUGGCUAUGAUCUUCUCUGGUUUAUCAUCAGUUGGUAUUUCUUAUUGUUCUGCUUGGUGUGUUAGAGUUACUUCUUCAACCACUUAUUCUAUGGUUGGUGCUUUAAAUAAAUUACCAAUUGCUUUAUCAGGUUUAAUAUUCUUUGAUGCUGCCAUUAAUUUCUGGUCAGUUUCUUCAAUCUUUGUUGGUUUCAUUGCUGGUUUAGUUUACACUGUUGCUAAACAAAGACAAGCUAAAGAAAAUUCUCAACAAUUACCAACUUCAAAGUAA
This is a messenger RNA of Yamadazyma jaroonii, 999 nucleotides long. The record is from the annotation of a GenBank genome assembly. Lineage: Eukaryota; Fungi; Ascomycota; Pichiomycetes; Serinales; Debaryomycetaceae.